Polypterus senegalus (gray bichir) is the source of this 2388-nucleotide messenger RNA. It is a transcript of the gene ghsra, whose product is annotated as growth hormone secretagogue receptor a. Gene Ontology annotation, cellular component: plasma membrane. Bases 418 to 1509 code for a protein of 363 amino acids. The transcript has 2 exons. Gene Ontology annotation, biological process: hormone-mediated signaling pathway; G protein-coupled receptor signaling pathway. Gene Ontology annotation, molecular function: growth hormone secretagogue receptor activity. NCBI's taxonomy places the organism in Eukaryota, Metazoa, Chordata, Cladistia, Polypteriformes, Polypteridae. The record is from RefSeq and is a predicted model, not a curated record.
UCGGACUAUUUCAAGGUUUUUUUUUUUAUUUAGUUGUUUAGCUACUUCUGAAGGAACUGUUUGGAAGAAUGAUACGCCUUCGUCAAUUUCGCAAGGAACAAUUUAAUUUGCAGGACUUGUCGAUCAGGGUGCGUGAUUGAAAAUGCAGUACUGACUGGCACACGGUUAUUUCAAAAUUACAUUUUUAUGGUACUUUUUUGUCAUGGGGACUACGAUAUACAGUGAGAGAACUGCAAACCUUUUCAUGCGUACUUGCCGUUCGAGAGGCUUUGCACACCUGUGCGCCCCAGCGCUUUCUGCUCCUGACUCCUGCACUCCUACCUGUUAGACCCCCUCUCAGCUCUUCGCCCCUCUCCCCCAUGCCACAAUGAGCACUUAGUGAAAUUCCGGGAUUGCUGACGGGCAAUCAGGAUCAGGAUGUUCAACGACACUGUGUACACAAACUGCACCUUCAAUUGCACAUUCAACUGCUCUUUGUUGGACUCCGAUUAUUGGGAUGCCGAAUAUCCGGUCAAUCUUUUCCCUAUCCCAGUUUUGACAGGCGUAACGGCAACUUGCAUUUUCCUCUUCGUCAUAGGGACUGCUGGGAAUUUAAUGACCAUUCUGAUCGUAUCCAAGUACAAAGAUAUGAGGACCACGACCAACUUGUACCUGUCCAGCAUGGCCUUUUCGGACCUGUUCAUUUUCCUCUGCUUGCCCCUUGACUUGUACCGCAUCUGGCGCUACAGACCCUGGAACUUUGGAGACUUGCUGUGCAAGCUCUUUCAGUUCGUCAGCGAGAGCUGCACCUACUCCACCAUCCUCAACAUCACGGCCCUGAGCAUCGAAAGGUACUUUGCCAUCUGUUUUCCGCUCAGAGCCAAGGUGGUCGUGACAAAAGGACGUGUCAAGGGAAUCAUAUUGCUGCUCUGGGCGAUUGCCUUUGCUAGUGCCGGACCCAUAUUCGUCCUGGUGGGUGUCAAACACGAGGAUGGUACUGACCCAUGGGAGACAAAUGAAUGCAAACCUACCGACUACGCAAUUCGCUCUGGUCUCCUCACCAUCAUGGUGUGGGUUUCCAGUAUUUUUUUCUUCUUGCCGGUCUUUUGCUUGACUAUACUUUAUAGCCUCAUAGGAAGGAAGUUGUGGAAGAGAAAGAGGGAUACCAUAGGACCCAACAUGUCAAGUAGAGAUAAGAACAACAAGCAGACUGUGAAAAUGCUCGCGGUGGUAGUAUUUGCUUUCGUUCUCUGCUGGCUGCCAUUCCACGUUGGACGAUACUUGUUUUCCAAGUCAUCAGAAGCCAACUCAUUGGAGAUGUCUCAGAUGAGCCAGUACUGCAACUUGGUUUCUUUUGUGCUCUUUUACCUUAGUGCUGCCAUCAACCCCAUCUUGUACAACAUCAUGUCGAAGAAAUAUCGAGUGGCUGCUUGCAAGCUCUUUGGACUGAAGCAAACUCCCAAAAGAACGGCAUCCACCAUGAAGGAUGAGAGCUCCCCAGGUUGGACAGAGUCUAGCAUUAGCACGUGAUGGGGGAACAGAGGACCAGUGCUUUGUUUUUCUCUUACAAAGAUGAUGUGUGCCAAAAAGCCAUAAAAGUACCAACCACUGGUUUUACUGCUCUUACUACUACACAUGCAUGUAACAAGAACCAUUCAUAGGCUGGAGAGGUAAACCAUGUAAAACUAACAGGUAAUUGGGGAAGAUCGAUGGCGUACAUAAAGUUCACAUUGGACAUUUCUGAAUGUGCCUCAGUUUAGCCACAGUCUAGUCUGAUGGCUGGUCAAGUGGAAGGCAGUCACUGUGUACUUUAGGAGAAGAGAUGUUUGUUGGCGGUGUACUGUAGGCCCACAUAGGUUGUGGAUUGUUUCGUCAGCAAUAUACCUAACCUGACCUGGGUUUAGACUGUGCCAAACUAUUUUGAAUGCUAUAUUUUUGGAUAGAAACAAUAUGAAAAAGUUCUCUUUCAAAACUAAAACCAAACAGUGAUGUGCCCAUAUCUUUUUUUGGACCGACACAAUUAAUAAAACACAAAAAAGUUAAUUUUAUUGUGCCUUCAUAGGGUGAACACCACCCUAAGGCAUCUCUGCAGUAAAGAAGGACAACUGUUUACAUAUAUUUACAUAUAUAUUUUUACAACUGGAGCACAGGCAAGUUAAAUGACACACUUAGGAUCACAGUACCAUACAAAUGGAAAGCCAUCAGCAUUAUGAAGUAAAGUCCAAAACCUGAGCCAACUGGAAACACCACCAGCUUAAUUAAAAAGGAAAAAUUCUUGGUAAGAACACUAAAUGUAUUAAAAGGUGCGCACCCGUGUUUUACAUAAAGCAUACAUGAUUAAGUAUAUAAAUGUUUAAACAUUAUUCUGAACUAGCCAACCCGCGGCAUACUAUAUGCCGCAUAAUCAGG